Molecule: messenger RNA, 5640 nt
Organism: Pan troglodytes (chimpanzee)
Lineage: Eukaryota; Metazoa; Chordata; Mammalia; Primates; Hominidae
Gene: ZNF772
Product: zinc finger protein 772
Exons: 5
Coding region: 647-1951 (434 amino acids)
Biological process (GO): regulation of transcription by RNA polymerase II
Cellular component (GO): nucleus; nucleoplasm
Molecular function (GO): RNA polymerase II cis-regulatory region sequence-specific DNA binding; DNA-binding transcription repressor activity, RNA polymerase II-specific; DNA-binding transcription activator activity, RNA polymerase II-specific
Source: RefSeq, a predicted model, not a curated record
UUUUGUUUGCUUUUCCAUUAAUCCACUGGUUUAGUCUCCAGAACGCAAUGUCAGACCUGAGGUGACAGAAAAGGGAAAACGUGAGAGAGUGCCUUCUUCCCUGAAGAGAGGUGGGCCUGAGGCUUGACAGUGGCGCUGCCUGAGUGACCUAGCCGCUGGGCUGGGCCCUGGACAGCUGAUCCCAGGUUCCUGCACUUGUCGCCACCCUUCCGUAGUCCACAGGCCUGAUGGCGGCGGCUGAGCCGAUGGGCCCGGCACAGGUUCCCAUGAACUCAGAAGUAAUUGUGGACCCUAUACAGGUGAGGGGAGAAUGUCCAUGCUCUCACCGAUCCCACCCCCACCCAAUACGCUCUCCAGCAUUGUGGUGUUAUAUAGAACACUCUCCUGCUACUCUCCGAUCUCUUGGGUCUGAGGACUCUGGAGAAGCCCCAAGCCCAGGGUCCUGACUCCAGGCCAGGGGUUUUAUGGAGGGGUUUCCAUUUCUGCCAACCAUUGGAAUAAGGUUGGAAGGUUGUUCCAGGCACAGGAACCAGCCUGUGCAAAAUACUUAGAGGGGCAGGUGAACUUUGAGGACGUGUUCGUGUACUUCUCCCAGGAGGAGUGGGUGCUCCUUGAUGAGGCUCAGAGGCUCCUGUACCGUGAUGUGAUGCUGGAGAACUUUGCACUUAUGGCCUCUCUGGGACAUACAUCUUUCAUGUCCCACAUAGUUGCCUCACUGGUGAUGGGUAGUGAGCCCUGGGUACCUGACUGGGUGGACAUGACCCUAGCUGUUGCCACAGAGACUCCAGGUGGGAGUGACCCUGGUUGUUGGCAUGGAAUGGAGGAUGAAGAGAUACCUUUUGAGCCGAGCUUUUCUAUAGGAAUGUCACAGAUCAGGAUUCCCAAGGGAGGUCCUUCUACUCAGAAGGCUUACCCCUGUGGGACAUGUGGCCUGGUCUUAAAAGACAUUUUGCACUUGGCUGAGCACCAGGAAACACACCCAGGGCAGAAACCAUACAUGUGUGUGCUGUGUGGGAAACAGUUCUGGUUCAGUGCAAAUCUUCACCAGCACCAGAAGCAGCACAGUGGAGAGAAACCCUUUAGAAGGGAUAAGAGCAGGCCCUUUCUUCUGAACAACUGUGCUGUGCAAUCAUCGGAGAUGUCUUUUGUGACAGGGGAGGCUUGUAAGGACUUCCUAGCCAGCUCAAGCAUUUUCCAGCACCAUGCCCCUCACAAUGAGUGGAAGCCACACAGCAACACCAAGUGUGAGGAGGCCUCUCACUGUGGAAAAAGGCAUUACAAAUGCAGUGAAUGUGGGAAAACCUUCAGCCGCAAAGACUCACUUGUUCAACACCAGAGAGUCCACACUGGAGAAAGGCCUUAUGAGUGUGGUGAAUGUGGGAAAACCUUUAGCCGCAAACCCAUACUUGCUCAGCACCAGAGAAUCCACACUGGAGAAAUGCCUUAUGAGUGUGGCAUAUGUGGGAAAGUUUUUAAUCAUAGCUCUAACCUUAUUGUACAUCAAAGAGUACACACUGGAGCAAGGCCUUACAAGUGCAGUGAAUGUGGGAAAGCCUAUAGUCACAAAUCUACACUUGUUCAGCAUGAGAGUAUCCAUACUGGAGAAAGGCCAUAUGAGUGCAGCGAAUGUGGAAAAUACUUUGGUCACAAAUACAGACUCAUUAAACAUUGGAGUGUUCAUACUGGAGCAAGGCCUUAUGAGUGCAUCGCAUGUGGGAAGUUCUUUAGCCAAAGCUCUGACCUUAUUGCACAUCAAAGAGUUCAUAAUGGUGAAAAGCCUUAUGUGUGCAGUGAAUGUGGAAAAGCCUUUAGCCACAAACAUGUACUUGUUCAGCAUCAUAGAAUUCACACUGGAGAAAGGCCAUAUAAGUGCAGUGAAUGUGGGAAGGCCUUCAGGCAGAGGGCUUCCCUCAUCCGCCACUGGAAAAUUCACACUGGAGAAAGGCCUUAGGAUGGGAGAUAAUUCCGUUUCCUUGUUCAGCAUAAUAACUGACAUCAGAGAGAAGCUCCAAGCAUAGGCUUUAUGUGUAGCCAACAGCCAGAAGUAGAACUUUAUACACUCAAACACUCACCCUGGGGAGGUUCUUCUGAGUGCCAGCUAUAUGGGAAGCCUUCUGGAGCUAUGCUGAAUUUUCUAGACUCUUGCUAGAAUUUCGUCAAGGCAGUGCCUCUGUUAGAAGCCAUCUGUCUUUGUGCUGGAAGAGUCCUGCAUUGUGCAAAAGUAACCCCAAUGUGUUUCAAAAGACAGACCUCUGUGUACUAUUCCCUUCCCUGGAGGGAAUCAUCAGUAGCCUGAGGCCAUCAAGGAUUCUCACUUUUUUUCUGCCCCACUACUGGUUUAAGCAUGAGCAUGACCCAGUUUUAGCCAGAAAGAUGGGAGCUUUGUUCUGCUGACCACUGGCAGAGGUUUCCCUUCAUGGAUAUAGUUGAUCUCACAUGGCACUUGGGACGAAUUUUUCUAGCCUUCAAGACACCUGACCUGAAAUUGGCUGCCUCAUAUUCUGGUUUUGCAACAAAUACCUUAAUUUUUAGACUAUCUUAAAUCUUGAGGAUUCUGUUCGCUUUGUGGGUUGGGUUGAGAACAGAAUUGAGCUAAGCCAGUAUGAAGGGAAGAACAGCUUUUGUGAGAGCUCCAACUAUCUGUAUCUCUGAAGUGAUAGUAGGAUGGCAAAGACUAGCUCUUAUUCUAGUGUCAAGCUAACUUACUUGACUGCUUCAGCUCUCCAAGGAAAGAAUGCCAGUCUUUGUAGGCCUAAUCUUUUGGUCUAUAUGUUAAGAUUUUUUGUGUAAUCGAGGUCACCCUAAGCAGUGGGCAUUUGUUGUGAUAAUCUCUAAUGUGUCUGGGAGCAACAUGAAUUACGUCCCUUGUUCCCAGAAGAUACUUCAUAUUCCCAAGGCUUCUUGAGGAGAAUUUGAACUCAUGGGACAUGUCAAGAUCUCUGAAGUCUAUUUUUCAGUAGGCAGUUGAUAUUGGCUGUCCUCCAGAAGGCCCAGGUAGGAAUCAUAGUUGGUGCAGAAACCCAGAUUAAUAAAGGAAUGAGAAAACUGCAGCAAACUAUAGGGAAUAUGACCCUUCUAAAGGUACAUCCACAUGUGUUUCCAUUACUCUGGCUCCAUUAUGAGGGUUUACAGAAAUAUUCCCAUACCUGUGUCUCUUAUGGCUAAGGUUACUGUCCAGAAGUCAGUCUAAACAUUUUUGCAAUAAACUGCACAUAUUUAUAGUGUACCAUUUGAUAAGUUUUGAUACAUGUUGGCACUUCUCAAACCAAAAGUUUCCUGAUUCCUUUUAUAUUUUCUCCCUUUCCUUCACCCAUCCCCAGGCAACUAUUGAUCCGUUGUCACUGUAGAUUUGUUUGUAUUUCCUAGAAUUCUACAGAAAUAGAAUAAUUUAAUAUGUAUUCUAAUGUUUUUGGCUUCUUAAACUCUGAAAUUAAGGCUCAUGGUGGUGUUCUGUGUUUCAUAGUUCAUUUCUUUUCAUUUGUACUUUGCUAAGAGUGUUCCAUUGUAGAGAAAUAGUUCCAAAGCAAGUGAUCCAGGAGAGAACUCACACAAGAACAAAGCCACAGUAUCUGUCAUUACCUUAAACUGAAAGUGAUGAGCCGUCAUUUCUGCUAUAUUUCAUAAGUAACCCUAGCUAAUCCUGGUUAAAAGUGGAAGAGAACUACACAAAGGUGAAAAUAGGGAUUUGUGGGGCGUUUUCUUGGACUCUGGUGACCAUAAUCCUAUAUGGUUUUUUUCUUUUUCUGUUUUAGUUGUUUAAUGUGAAUUACAUUGACUGAUUUUUUAAAAUGUUAAGCCAACCUUGCAUUUCUGGAAUAAUUCCCAUUUGGUCAUGAUGUAUUAGUCAUUUAGUAUAUUGUUGAAUUUGAUUUGCUAUUUUGUUUUGUUUUGCUUUUUUGUAACAAGUUUUGCACCAAUAUUCAUGAGUGAUAUUUGUCCCUAGUUUUCUUUCUUGCUUGCUUGCUUUUUUUCCUUUGUAAUUUUAUAUCUUGCCGAGGUUUGGCUUUGGUAUCAGCAUAAUGCCAGCUUUAUAGAGUAAGUUGGGAAGUAUUCCUGCUCUUCAGCUCUCUGGAAGAGUUUGUGAAUAAUUGGUAUUAUUUCUUCCUUAAAUGUUUGGUAGAAUUCACCAAGGAAGCUGUCUGUGCCUGGAGUUUGUUUUGUAGGAAAGUUUCUAACUAUAAGUUUGAUUUCUGUGGUAGAUAGAGGGCUGUACAAGUUAUAUGUACAUCUGUCUGUGUGUGUGUUGUCUGUCUGUCGCUCUGGCCCUGAAGUGUGUUUUGUAGGACAGCAUCUAACUACAAGUUUGAUUUCCAUGGUAGAUGGAGGGCUAUACUAGUUAUAUAUACAUCUGUCUGUCCAUCCAUCUGUUUGUCACUCCAUCCAUCCAUCUAUCUCUAGAGUGAGCUUUGAUGGUUUGUGUCUUUCAAGGAGUUUUUCUGUUUCAUUUAAGUACUCAAAUUUUUCAAAAUAUUAUUUUCAUACUUGUAGAAUUUGUAGUGGUGCAACCUCUUCUAUUCCUGAUACUGGUAAUGUCUAUAUUUUUCUUUUAACCUUGAUUGGUUUGGGUAGAGAUUUAUCAAUUUUACAAUUUUAUUGAUCUUAAAGUACUUGGUAUUAUUGAAUUUUCUGUUUUCUGAUAUUUUGGGAUUUUUUUUUUCCAUUUUGAGUUUUACUAAUGCCUUCUGCUUUUAUUGGAUUUCAUUUCUUUUGCUACUUUUUAACAUGGAAGCUGAGGUCCUUCAUUUCAAACCUUUGAAUUUUUUUCCCCUAAUAUGGGGAAGAGAUGUUAAUGUUAAAAAUCUAUCUGAGAACUGCUUUAAUUACCUCCCAUCAAGCUUGAUGUGGUUUCAUUUUUUUUUUUUUGAGACAGUGUCUUGCUCUGUCAUCCAGGUUGGAGUGCAGUGGCGCUAUCUCGGCUCACUGCAAGCUCUGCCUCCCGGGUUCACGCCAUUCUCCUGCCUCAGUCUCCCGAGUAGCUGGGACUACAGGCGCCUGCCACCAUGCCCGGCUAAUUUUUUGUAUUUUUAGUAGAGACGAGGUUUCACCGUGUUAGCCAGGAUGGUCUCGAUCUCCUGAUCUUGUGAUCCGCCUGCCUCAGCCUCCCAAAGUGCUGGGAUUACAGGCAUGAGCCCAGCCGAUGUGGUUUCAUUUUAGUUGAGUUUAGGAUGUUUUCCAGUUAAAAAAAUUCUUCUUGACACAUGGCUCUUUUUAAAUGUAUGUUAUUUAAUUCCUAAAUAUUUGGGGAUUUUGCUUAUCUUUCUGGUAGUUUCUGCAAUAAUUCCAUUGUGGUCAGAGUACAUUAAGACUUGAAUUAUUUACAUUUAUUGAGAUUUGCUUUGUGGCCCAGAAUAUGGGCUAUCUUGGUAUGAGUUACAUGUUCACUUGAAAUGUGUACUGUACUCUCGUUUGAUGAAGGGGUUCUACAAGUGUUGAUUAGGUAAAAAUGGUUGAUGUUAUUUAAGUUUUUUCUAUCUUUAUUGACAUUCUGUGGUUUUGGUUCUAGCAAUUAUUUUAAGAGGAUUGUUGACGUCUCUGAAUAUUAAAUUGGAUUUACUUCUCUGCAGUUCUGUCAGAUUUUGCUUCAUAUAUUUUGUUAUGUUUUUAUUAGGUGAAUAAUAAAUAUUUCCUAUUUUAUGUCCA